This is a messenger RNA of Scutellospora calospora, 242 nucleotides long. NCBI's taxonomy places the organism in Eukaryota, Fungi, Glomeromycota, Glomeromycetes, Diversisporales, Gigasporaceae. The record is from the annotation of a GenBank genome assembly.
ACCUUACCAAAUCUGUUAAAGAUACAGAAACUAAAACCUCUCAAAUAGAAAAAACUCUAAAAAAUAGCUCUUUAGCAAUAGAAGAUCUAAAUUUAGAAAACUCUGUCUUAGAAAAAGAAAAUAUAGAUAUUCUAUUAGCUGUAAUUUUUGAUAAUAGCAACAAAGAGAAUAUCACAACUAACAACAUGCAAGCAAAAUUUACUAUAGAAAUUGAAGAUCCUAACUUAUCAAAAACUCUAAUA